Molecule: messenger RNA, 1425 nt
Organism: Exophiala oligosperma
Lineage: Eukaryota; Fungi; Ascomycota; Eurotiomycetes; Chaetothyriales; Herpotrichiellaceae
Exons: 1
Coding region: 1-1425 (474 amino acids)
Source: RefSeq, a predicted model, not a curated record
AUGGCACUUUCCAUCUGCCUUACUCACGAUGAAAGGAAGCCAAUAACACCUGGCUCGGUGGUUCUGGGCGUGGUCAAACUCAGGAUACACGAGGACCAAAUCAUUGAGUCUCUGGAAAUUGACUUCAAAGGCCUGACAAAGGUCUUUCUGAAGCAAAACUAUGGCGACCUGGCGGCAUCGCGGGCAGAUUACCUUUCCAAAGGCUACCUCUUCAGUCGCCACCAGAAUCUCUACAGCGGAGGAGGAUGUGUCCAGCGCAAGGGGGCGUACGCGUGGCCAUUUGCAUUUCGGGUUCCGUUAUUUGCAGCUCCACGAAUCUUGCCAUCCGGGUCAAAGGACUUGUUCAAUUCGACGGUCCCAUGGAGGGGCGACCUGGUCGUGGACAAGCGACCUCACCCUCUGCCACCGAGCAUGGUGCAUACGGGCAGGUUCCUCUGCAGUGUGCACUACUUUCUCGAAGCGACCCUCGUUCAACGACCUGCUGAAAUCAAUGGCGCAAAAGGGACGAGCACGAAGGUCCAGGCGUCACGAAACAUACCCAUCCAGAGCCUGGAUAUGACCCCUCGGGCCGAAGGUGACUGGCCGUACGUCAUCCAUCGUCGCAGAAUGCGUUGUGCUUCUACAGGAGCUCACAUCCACACUGCGCUUCGUCGGAUCACCCUUCUUCCAGCAAAGGCCCUGGGAGUGUCCGCUGGGUGUGAAACAGAACUUUGCUUUUCGGUCUUGUUACCUCAGAGGAUAGACUCCGGGGGGAAGUCACCACUUUACAUCCCUGUCUCUUGCUCAAUACAACCAUCAUCGGCAGUACAGAGCUCAGGACCGGCAUCAGCUGUGAUGGAACGAUCUUUGGAGUCUAUCGAACUCUUCUUCAAGCUGUCCCUGAUCCGGCUUACUCAAGCGAGAGCAGGAUGUCACACCAGCUCAUCAAGCAAACGAAUCUUCAUGCGAAAAGGAUCGGCGACGAUGCCUGUCUCCAGCCUCGCUUCACCUACUACCACUUUGGCGGAAACAGACACAAGGACAAAUACGUCAGCGUUCUCCGUCAACCUUGGCGACAUGGCAGACCUGUCGGUUCCCACAGAGCUAUUGGUUGCAGACUUUUCAACUUACAAUAUCGCUCAAUCGCACAGCUUCGAGGUCAUUUUUCGCGUCAGAUAUGCGGGGAAGAAGCACAGGGUUGCCCUUCGAUGGGUGCCUGUCAGUGUUGUGCCACGAUCUGAAGACAACCUCGAGAGGCGACUGUUGAGCGCAGGAGUGGAGGAGGAUGAUGUAUGGGGAUGUGAUUCGGUGGGCAUCCCGUGGCGAGAGUAUGCCGCGACCAGGUCUGGUGGGAUGCGAGAAGGUCUUGAAGCCUGGGUGGAAGAGUAUGAUGAGAGCGACGAGGACGAUGGUCCAAAGACCCCACCUCCAAUGUAUACAGCGUGA